AUGAUAGCGGGUGAGAAGGAGAAGAGGCUAUCGAGCUUCUUACUCGCGCUUCUGCCCAGCUUCUUACACCAUCUUGUCAUCGACAUACCUCACAAACCAAGUCGCGCGUCUCCCACCGCAUGGCUGGACGGUGCUCGCGGAUGGGCAGCCUUCUUCGUCUUCCUCCGACAUUUCGAGUUUUGCUAUCACAGAAAGGGUUCUAUUUCGUACGGCACGGUUAAGGACCCCGAACACUCUGGCGAAAACCAUCACUUGCUGCAAUUGCCCAUACUGCGCCUUCUGUACAGUGGAGAGGCCAUGGUGGCAAUCUUCUUCGUGAUUUCAGGCUACGCUCUGUCUCUCAAAGCACUGAAAUUGACCAGAAAGAAUUCCUACGAACAGCUGAUGCGAACCCUUGCCUCAUCAAUCCUGAGACGCCCACUUCGACUCUACCUCCCUUGCAUUGUCUCGACACUCAUUGUCUUCUUCGCACUCCGCCUAGGCAUAUACGACGGCCCCAAUUCCAUUGCCGGACCAGAGGAUGUUUUCAGAUCCAUCUUCCUCGGAUGGGCCCAUGACCCACAACCACAGAUACUUCCAAGCUUCUGGGGGCAAGCAAGAGAUUGGGGACAUGAGACCGUACAACUGUUCGACAUUUUCACCCACAAGCAUUGGCCUGAGUCCAGGUACGAUGUUCAUUUGUGGACAAUCCCACAAGAAUUUCGGUGCAGCAUGGUGCUUUUCUUGACCAUCGCCGGACUGGCUCUUGUCCGCACCCGUGUGAGAAUGAUUCUUUUGGCUCUUUUUACUGCUUGUGCAUUCCAAGCAGAUGCCUGGGAAUUUAGUGCUUUCUGGAGUGGCGCCUUGAUCGCAGAAGCCAACCUCAUUCAUCAGGAAAAGAAGGACAGCCGUGUCAAUGUUGACCCCUUCUCUGACGAAGAAGAGCCGCGUAGUCAAUUGACUGUCUGGUGUACCUACUGUGCUUUUGUUCUGAGUCUCUACUUGCUGUCGUACCCGUUCCAGGAAGCUGAGUUUGCUCCCGGCUACUCCAUAUUGUCCAAACUCGUCCCAUCUGGUUUGCGCGCCGGAGAUGGCUAUCGAUUCUGGCACUGCCUUGGUGCGAUGAUUAUGAUCUAUUCCACCAGCCUCGACAGUCGACUUCAAUCACUUUUCAACAACUCGUUGAGCCGCUAUCUGGGCAAUAUCUCAUUCGCGCUUUACCUCGUACACGGCUUCACGUUGAAGACCGUUGGCUAUGUCUCUGUAUACGGAUUCUGGCAGAUUACUGGCAAGGAUACGCUCUUCCAAUACGAAUCUGGAUUCGUCCUGGGCGGUUUGAUUGUCAUUCCUCUGACCAUCUGGUUCGCGGAUCUUUUCUGGAGAUUUGUUGACAUUCCCAUCGUGAAAUUCACGAGAUGGUUCGAAAGUUCUCUUCUCCCUCGUGCGGAUGAGCACACUGGUGACGGCUUGUUGAUCGAGAAGUCGCCUAGAGAACAUCAGCCAUAG
Aureobasidium vineae is the source of this 1485-nucleotide messenger RNA. NCBI's taxonomy places the organism in Eukaryota, Fungi, Ascomycota, Dothideomycetes, Dothideales, Saccotheciaceae. The record is from the annotation of a GenBank genome assembly.